Chanos chanos (milkfish) is the source of this 2378-nucleotide messenger RNA. RefSeq names its product protein tyrosine phosphatase non-receptor type 6 (gene ptpn6). Gene Ontology annotation, molecular function: phosphotyrosine residue binding; non-membrane spanning protein tyrosine phosphatase activity. Gene Ontology annotation, biological process: mitotic cell cycle; intracellular signal transduction; cell differentiation. The transcript has 17 exons. Bases 209 to 1966 code for a protein of 585 amino acids. The record is from RefSeq and is a predicted model, not a curated record. Lineage: Eukaryota; Metazoa; Chordata; Actinopteri; Gonorynchiformes; Chanidae. Gene Ontology annotation, cellular component: cytoplasm.
UGUGUUUCUUGGAUUGGGAACAGACGAAAGUGGAGUGUCGGUAUGGCAUGUGGAGGACAGCCAACAGCCAGCGGAACGGGCCGACGGGACUGAAAUGGAGUGAUAGAGGAAGAGAGAAACAGAGAGAGGGAGCAAAAGAGAUAAAAAAAAAAAAACAACAGGAGUGAAUGUGGAGGGCGCUUCAAAGAGUAACACGUGAAACGUAAAGAUGGUUCGGUGGUUUCACAGGGACGUGUCCGGUAUAGAGGCUGAGACCAUUCUGAAGACCAGAGGAGUCCAUGGCAGCUUUCUGGCUCGGCCCAGUAAAAAAAACCAGGGCGAUUUCUCCCUCUCCGUCAGAGUUGGGGAGAUGGUGACCCACAUUCGGAUUCAGAAUACGGGUGAUUACUAUGACCUGUAUGGGGGAGAGAAGUUUGCAACACUCUCUGAGCUGGUGGAGUACUACACAGGGGAUCAUGGGAUACUUCAGGACAAAGACGGAACCAUCAUUGAGCUCAAGUAUCCGCUCAACAGCUCUGACCCCACAACUGAGAGGUGGUACCACGGUCAUUUGUCCGGACCUAACGCUGAGAAGUUGCUACGGGAACGGGACGAGCCUGGGACGUUCUUGGUCCGCGAGUCUCUGUCCAAACCGGGCGAUUACGUGUUGUCCGCUCUCACCGACGAGAUGAGCAGCAGCGGAAGGAGGGUUUCACACAUUAAAAUAAUGUGUCAGAAUGACACGUACACCGUGGGCGGAACAGACGUGUUUGACACGUUGACUGAUCUCGUGGAGCAUUUCAAACGAAAAGGCAUCGAGGAGAUCUCUGGCACCAUGGUGUACCUUAAACAGCCCUACUACUCCACGCGGGUGAAUGCUGCGGACAUCGACAGUCGAGUGAAGCUGUUGGACCAGACGGCGGACGGAGGAAAUGAGGAAGGAGACAAAAAGAAGAAAGCGGGUUUCGGGGAAGAGUUUGACGCUCUUCAGAAGUUAGAAGCAAAACUGAAGAAGAGCAGGAAUGAAGGGAUGCGACCGGAAAAUAAAAGCAAAAACCGAUACAAGAACAUCCUCCCCUUCGACGAGACGCGAGUCAUCCUGCAGACUGGAGACCCUAACAUCAUUGGCUCAGACUACAUCAACGCCAACUACAUCAAAAAUAAACUGUUUGAACCCAAUGAUCAGAAGGUUUAUAUUGCCUGCCAAGGUUGUCUGGCGACAACCGUGAACGACUUCUGGCAAAUGGUGUGGCAGGAGGGGUCGCGGGUCAUCGUCAUGACGACGAGGGAGGUGGAGAAAGGAAGGAAUAAAUGUGUUCCAUACUGGCCCGAGAUGGGAGCGUCUAAAGAGUUCGGCAGAUACGUAGUCAGCUCCGUAUCGGAGAGAGACGCUACCGACUACAAGAUCCGAAUCCUGCAAGUGUGCCACAUGGACCAGACGGAGGCGGCCCGUACCAUUUGGCAUUAUCAGUACCUGAGCUGGCCCGAUCACGGCGUCCCGGCUGAACCCGGAGGGGUUCUGAGUUUCCUCGACCAAGUCAAUAGCAAACAGGUUGAAUUCCCCAAUUCUGGGCCAAUGAUCAUUCACUGCAGUGCAGGGAUUGGUCGAACAGGCACUAUUGUGGUCAUCGACAUGCUCAUUGACCUUAUUACCAUGAAGGGUCUGGAGUGCGACAUCGACAUACAGAAGUGCAUUCAGAUGGUUCGAGAACAGCGCUCGGGCAUGGUCCAGACCGAAGCCCAGUACAAAUUCAUCUACUUGGCCAUGUCCCAGUACAUAGAGACAGAAAAGGCCAAGUUGACCGCCAGGACGGAGACUGAGACGGAGUAUGGGAAUCUGUCUUUGCAGCCCAAGCACCCCAAGGCCAGCCGCAAAGUGUCCAAGAAUAAAGAGGACGUGUAUGAGAAUCUAGGUGCGAAGGGAAAGAAGGACGUGAAGAAGCAGAAGUCGGAGGAGAAGAAGAGUGGGUCCGUCAGGAAACGAUAGAACAAAUGAAAAAGAAGGAGCAACGUGAAUGGAUAGAACUUCUCUUCAUUUGUACAACGUAGUAGAUACCACCCUUCAGCGGAUUGACAGUCAUUUGAAUUGAAAAUGUGAUAUUUAACUAGAUUUCUUUAAAAAAAAAAGAAAAAAAAGCCCUCAGAAAGUUACAUUUGAAAAUCUUUGAUACGUCCAUUAAGACCUCGUUUUUUUUUAAUUUGAGUAUUUUAUCUUUUAACGCAUAUUUUGUUUGUUUACACGCAAACUGAAACUUGUACGGUAAUUUUAAUUUGAUUACUCUGUGAACUCACAAAGGCACGGUUUCUCUCUCUCUCCCUCUCUCUCUCUCUCUCUCUCUCUCUCUCUGUGAACAGUUUACAAGAAAAUAAAAAAUGCACUUCAAGUUAAAACGAUGGCU